AUGCCAGCUCCACCACCUUCACCCAACUCUAUAAAUUAUGGUGAAGACAUCAACUACAAUGUGCUCCACUCAAUCUUCUGUGAUUGUGGUCCGAAGAUUACAGAAAACCAAACUGAAAUGAAAAUGUUGAAGGAGCAGCUAGGACAAGAUUAUAUCGUUUGCAGGAUCGACCAUAUCAGUCUCCAGCACAAGCUGGAUGAUCAUGAUCAGAAGUUUAAAGUCGUUGGUGUUGCUCUGGGUGGCAUGAUGUUGGAGAUGCUCUUGUUGCUAGUUGUUGUGCUCCAUUUCCUUGUUAAGCUUUGGUUAUGGGUUGAUCUGCAGCUAAGGUGGUUAAUGGUUAAGAAGGUUAUUAGUAUGUAG
Molecule: messenger RNA, 360 nt
Organism: Lactuca saligna
Lineage: Eukaryota; Viridiplantae; Streptophyta; Magnoliopsida; Asterales; Asteraceae
Source: the annotation of a GenBank genome assembly